Messenger RNA from Penicillium angulare, 570 nucleotides. RefSeq lists its product as uncharacterized. The record is from RefSeq and is a predicted model, not a curated record. NCBI's taxonomy places the organism in Eukaryota, Fungi, Ascomycota, Eurotiomycetes, Eurotiales, Aspergillaceae. Bases 1 to 570 code for a protein of 189 amino acids. The transcript is spliced from 3 exons.
AUGAAACUCAAAAUUUCGAGCAGCCGCAAACUCGCAAUUAUCUCAAUAUUUCUUCUAGGCAGUUUCGUUUGUAUCGCGUCGAUAAUGCGACUCAUCUCAGUAGUGACUCAAGGUACUAAUGCGGACGUCAGCUGGAACUGGGUCAAUCAGGCCAUUUGGGCUACCGUUGAAGCAGAUUUAGCAAUUGUCUCAGCUUGCCUCCCAACUUUGCGACCUGUGUGGGUCACGAUUCGACGGAAACUAAAGGGCUUCCAACUAUCUAACACAUCGACUGAUUCACCUUCUUGGGCUACACUUUCGACACGUACUCAGGCCCCAUCAUGGGCCACAAGGAUACUCAAAUCAAACUCCGACGAUACCGAAGACACGCGGCCUUUAUCUGCUGCGAGUAGCCAAGCUGGAGAAAGGCCACAUCAUUACUCUAAAUUUGAAGAACCGCGUACUGAAACAACCGUUGCGAUUCCAUUAUCAACCCUGAAGAAGCAAAGUACAAACGACGAGGAAGGUAUUACCAUAAAUAGAGAUUGGAAUGUUGAAUACAAUCUCAAUAGUUACUUCAAUGACUCGUAA